Messenger RNA from Dreissena polymorpha, 7230 nucleotides. RefSeq names its product major facilitator superfamily domain-containing protein 6-like. Bases 130 to 2157 code for a protein of 675 amino acids. The record is from RefSeq and is a predicted model, not a curated record. The transcript is spliced from 2 exons. Gene Ontology annotation, cellular component: membrane. Lineage: Eukaryota; Metazoa; Mollusca; Bivalvia; Myida; Dreissenidae.
CUUCGUUACGCCCCGCUACGCUUCGUUAAGUGUCUGUAGCUUACACGUAAACAUAAACAGAAACACUUAAAAGAAAUAACGAAGGCACCUGUCAACAUUCUAAACAAGUUUGGAUUUCUUCCGUAAAUCAUGGCAAUAAUGGAGAGUCAUCCACCAGUGAAUCUUGUGCGAUCAAUUUUCCUAUGCAACAUCUUCAACUUUUUUCUAUCUGCCAGCAAAGCAUGCCUGAUUCCAUUUCUGACACUGUAUUUGAAGAAACUAGGGAUACCAGCAACUCAAGUCGGUUUCAUUAUUUGUGCUAAGACUGUGGUUGGCCUGAUAUUUGCUCCGCUGUGGUCAAUGUGUGCAGUCAGAUGUGGCAAGAGGCGUUUUGUCCUGUUGUUUUCGUUGCUUGUCAUGGCUGCUACCUACCUGUCUUUGACAGCAGUACCAAGUUUUGACAAAAGUCAGUUUAUCUCAAAGUGUGUUCAAAAUCCAGCGUUCAAUGAAUCACAGCGGGUCACUUCAAUUGAUGCUCAACUUGGAAAGAAUUCUCCAGGAAAUGAAAGCGUGAACAGUAACGAGUCACAUCAUGUCGUAGCUAGUGAAAUUCCUGUUUUACCUGUAGCUUCACCAAAACACACUGACCAAUCAGCUUCUCCCAAAACGAACGUCAGCGAAGAAAUCCUGCACCUGCCUGACCAAAUUAAAUCCACAACAGCAGCUCAGACUCCUGCACCUGCAUUUUCAACUUUAUCUGAUAUAACUCCAACUCCCAAACAUGAAGAAAUAACACAAAAACCAAACGAUGAGCUCAAAGCUGUCCUGCAGGAAAUUUUGAUUGCGGUAGGAAUUCCUGCCAGGAAAGUAAAAGCCAUGUCAACAGACCACAUGUCCUCAUUGAUUUCAACUAUGAUGGACAAUCCAAAUGAUAAAAAUAUUCUUGACGAAGCCUUGGAAAAGCUUUCUCCAGAAGCUCUGCAGACACUACAAGAAAUGACUGCUCGUAAGAGAAGGGAUGUUGCAGAUAGCGGAACUAGUGUUUAUCAGAAUGCUGAGAACGCUUCAGAAUCAUCUGAACCUUCUUAUAAAGUGUGGCUGAAAAAGCUUUUCAAGGAAGGUGUCAGAGUUCGGGAUCAAUUGAUAAAGACUGAAUUUCAUAUGUUUGUUGUUGUCUUAGUUGUUUUGAUGGUUGGUGAAGCAUUCUGCAGUCCUAUUGAGAAAAUUGCGGAUGACGGUUGGUUUGAAUUUCUAGAAAGCAUUGAUGACCUAGAAAAGUAUGGCAUGCAAAAGAUUUGGUCAACGUUUGCUUACAUUCUGUUUCCUUUUAUUGUGACAUUAUCUGUGGACAAUACAGACUGUCUGUUUGGUUGGACCGUACACCCAUUUAUGUUGCAUUUGUACCUUUUCGGGGCCCUGCUGGGUGUAACAUUCAUUAUUGCCAUGUUCUACCCGAUGACUAUCUCGGAGAAGUAUAAGUAUGCAAGUAAGGUGGGAAAAGGCAUGAGACAGAUCUGCUGCAGUGGUAGAAGCCUGAUGCUUACAAUAACUUUACUUCUGAUGGGCAUUGUGUACGCCAGCUACUACAACUUCCUGUUCUGGCUCCUUGACGACCUUCAAAGUGGUGAAUUCACGAUGGGCAUGUGUUUGACCCUGGCGGCUUUAUCUGAAGUGCCGAUGCUGCUCUUCACUGAGAAGCUCGUGAAGAAGAUCGGUAACGGUGGCGUAGUGGCCCUGUCACUUUUUUUUCUAUCACUGCGAUGCCUUUACUACUCGUUCCUUACCACACCAUGGGCAGUCCUUCCAGCGGAAUUAAGCCACGCCUUCACUCAUACAGCAAUGUGGUGGGCCGUACUAAGCUCGUCUUCCUUCAAUACGUCACCAGUUUUGAGCCGCAGCAUACGCUCAAUUUUGUCUUCCGUCUAUUUCGGAGUAGGCUUCGCCACAGGAAGUCUGGUGUCUGGUAUCGUGUGGGAUGUCUAUGGAAAGGCCAUACUCUUCCAGGCAGGGGCAGUCCUGUCCAUUGCCUGGUUUGUGGUGGCCAGCAUAGGGCUUCGCUGCUGUCGUGAGAAAGACCGCAGUACGGUGAAAUACUCCCGCUUGUUGAACUCUGACGAUGUGUCUGACACUGAUUCUGCUGAAGAUGACUGGCUAGAACAUGCCCUUAAAGAUCGUUGAAAAGGUAUUUCUUGUUUGAAUGUGAAAGGAUAUGAAGUGUUAGGGUGUCUAUUGGAUGAUAUAUCUCAUUAUCUGUUACCAACAAAAUAAGAUUAAUAACAGUUGUAUGUGUGCUUUGACCAGAAUAGCAGUGUAAUGAAGCUAGAGUUAACUAUUUCAAUGGCUAGACAGAAAGUGAGUGUGCUAAGUGCCUUUAUAUAAAAGAACCAUUAAAAUGAACUCAUUUUGCAUUUACAUGUACACAGUUUCAGUGGUAAUUUUAAGGUUGAAGAGUGUAUUUUCUCUUCGUUGUUUUGUUUAUAAUACAAUAUAUAAUCAUUAAUCUUAGUUCUUUUAAUGUAUACUUGAAAGUGUAUGCUGUUUAUGAAUAGUUAGUUUUGAAAAUGUAAUUACUUCAAAAGAAUUGUUUCAACAAAAAAUUAAUACUAAAUAGCAAUUAAGAUGGAAAAAUAUAAAUUAAAUGUUUUGGAAUUAAAUAAAAGUCGACCAUUGAAAUAAUGUUCAACUAUACAUUUAGAAUUUUGGCUCUGCUAUAUGUUCUUUUUUGCAGUUUUUACUAAUAUAAUUAAAAUAAAAUCUGUUUUACUGUUGCAAAUUGUGUAUGCAUAAUUGUUGUUAUACAAGGUUAUACAUGGUCUUUUGUGAUCACAUUCCAAUAUGCACAUUUCCAAAAUGACGCAAUUCCAAAGUUUACUUGAUUUAAAUUAUUACUGUUUUUGUUAUACCUACUAUGACUUACUUGUAAAUUGCUUUAGUAUGUUUUUUAUUUGCUAUAUGUUCUGACUUUGCAUUUAAUAACUUUACAGCUGUUGCAUUUAUUAUUAUUGAGUGUUCUCUAUUUACUAGUAUGAGUUAUUUUACUCAUUCUCUGUGUAUUAAUUACUUUUUUUUAUCACCCAUAUUGUAAAUUUCUGUGUAUUUUUGCUUGCCAAUAUUAGUGUGACACUGACCUUUAUGCAUUAUGGCAUUAACCCUUUACCACUUAGAUACUCUCCUGCAUUUUGUAGUCCCUUAGACAGUUCAAUUUAAUUAAAAACAUUUCUUACUAAAUUCAAGUUUUAAAGUCGAACAGCAUAAAACCUGAACAGACUGUGAGUUACUUGCAGGCUGUUCUGGUUUUAUGCUGUUGGCGCAUAUCCAUUUUCACUUUGCAUCUGAGAGGAAAAUGGUUAAUAUAUUUAAGUACUGCUAUCAUGUAUACUUUAGUUUUGUUAUCGGAUCUGCUUAAAUAGAUUCAAAAACGACCCUCAAACUUACUAUUAUCAUGUCUUCCAUCUAUUUGAACACGUUAACAAACUGAAACAAAUAUAAUUAUCAGGCUCAAGUCAAGUAUGUUAUUCAUGCUUAUGUGAAUGAUGGUGAUCUGUAACAAUUUAUAAAUGCAUAAAAUAAUGCACAGUUUAAUUGCACACUGCAGGGACUUGAAUCUUGAUGUGGGAAACAUGUGCACUCUAGAGGGACUUGUAUUUUUAUGUGUGAAACAAUUUAGGCUUAAACAGCUGUCAUCACGAUUGUAAUAUUAUGUGCAAUGUGGCUUAGUUAUUAUAAAGGGGUUUGUGAUAGUAAUGCAAUAUUUCAUCCAUGACAUAUUGUUAUGCAAAAUGGUAUUAAUCUAUUGUACAAGUGCCUUUUAUCUGAAGAUUUGUUUUUAUUUCAAAACAGUGGUUAUAGUUAAAUGUUCCAAUAGUUAUUUCAAUUUUAAAGCUAAAAAAAAAGAAUGUAAUGUGAUUCCUAGUAAUAUUGUGCAUGGAUGUACAAGUUGCAAAACAUGUACUGGUACUCCACUUUGAUGGAGUAAAGGUAAAAUAAGGAUUUCAAUAGAUUUAGAAAACCAGUUUUCCAAAGACUAUUAUUUUGAAUGUCAAGCAGUCACCAGUUAUUUUGAAGAUUUAAUUACUCAAGUAAUAGCAGCUGUUUUGUUUCUUCCAUUCCUAAAUUGCUUAAAAUUUUUGCUUUCUUUGAGUACUAUAUAGUGUAUAUUUAGAAAUACUUACCCAAGAAAUAUAGCACCUAUGUUGUAAAUGCAGUAGAAUAAUUAUUAAUGUAAUUCCUGUCUACCAUGUUUGAAGAAAAUACAAAACUUAAUGCACUCAUUUAUAUUCAUGUAUUCACAUAUUCAUUCAUAUAAUAACUAGAUCUUGACAAGGACUAAGACAGUACUCAAGCUCAAACUUUAUCUAUCAGCAAUUUAAGCUAUUUAGAAAGAAAAAUCUUAGAAGAAAGGUUUUUGGUCUGUUUAUUUAAAAUGAAAACUUGUGUAGUUUAAAGAACAGUUUUGCCAAACAUGUGAUAUGCUUGAUUUUUGUUUUCUUGUUUAUUUAUUAAACACAGCUUGUCAGUGUCUUCCAGAUGCAAUAUUUCUUCCAUAGAUGAUAUUCAUAUACAUGUUCAUUCCAUAUCAGUGUAACUGUCAUUAUUAUGCCCCCCCUCGAAGAAGAGGGGGUAUAUUGCUUUGCUCAUGUCGGUCUGUCGGUCGGUCUGUCGGUCCGUCCACCAGGUGGUUGUCAGACGAUAACUCAAGAACGCUUGGGCCUAGGAUCAUGAAACUUCAUAGGUACAUUGAUCAUGACUCGCAGAUGACCCCUAUUGAUUUUGAGGUCACUAGGUCAAAGGUCAAGGUCACAGUGACCCGAAAUAGUAAAAUGGUUUUUGAAUGAUAAUUCAAGAACGCAUACGCCUAGGAUCAUGAAACUUCAUGGGUAGAUUGAUCAUGACUGGCAGAUGACCCCUAUUGAUUUUGAGGUCACUAGGUCAAAGGUCAAGGUCACGGUGACCCGAAAUAGUAAAAUGGUUUCCGGAUGAUAACUCAAGAAUGCAUACGCCUAGGAUCAUGAAACUUCAUGGGUAGAUUGAUCAUGACUUGCAGAUGACCCCUAUUGAUUUUGAGGUCACUAGGUCAAGGUCACGGUGACCCGAAAUAGUAAAAUGGUUUUCAGAUGAUAACUCAAGAACGCAUAUGCCUAGGAUCAUGAAACUUCACAUGUAGAUUGAUCAUGACUCGCAGAUGUACCCUAUUGAUUUUGAGGUCACAAGGUCAAAGGUCAAGAUCACGGUGACCCGAAAUAGUAAAAUGAUUUUCGGAUGAUAACUCAAGAACGCUUUUGCCUAGGAUCAUGACACUUCAUAGGUACAUUGAUCGUGACUUGCAGAUGACCCCUAUUGAUUUUCAGGUCACUAGAUCAAAGGUCAAGGUCACAGUGACAAAAAACGUAUUCACACAAUGGCUGCCACUACAACGGACAGCCCAUAUGGGGGGCAUGCAUGUUUUACAAACAGCCCUUGUUAUACUAUGCAAUCCAAAAGUUACUUCCUUUCCUUAUAUUUUAUUGUUUGUUUAUUUUACUCUGUUGUGUCAGUCAGUGUUGUAACCAUACUUCAAACGUGCCUUGGAAUCUUAUUAGAAUACUCUCAUAUUUUAAUAUAAGAUGUUGCUUGUUACUAUUUAAAUGUAUUUGUGCAAUGGAAACUUUGUGAUUCAAAAAGGAUAUUUUCUAUACUUGUUUGAAAUCCAUAUAUAAUACAAGUAUUAAAUCAUUGUUCCAACAAAACCCACAAAUUUACGCAAUUAUAGGUUGUGGUGUUGAACAAGUGUGAAAUCCAUGACAGUUAUUACAUGUUUUUCUGUUAAACAUUAUUUCACAUUUCUCAGCAUUUCCAUUGUGUUUUAUAUCUUGUACAUGUAUUGUAAAAUAAACUGUAAAACGUUUGUUACACGUGCAAAUUAUGCAAUGGGUGAUUUUCCCUCUGUCUGUUUCCUCAGUUAACUUAUAAUUUUACACAAUAAAGGAAUGUUUACCUGUCAAGAUAUGAUCUCAAUGUCAUGACAUUUGUAUUUGUUAUGUCAAUAUCAAAUUACAUUUAAGCUUUUUAUAAAUAAAAUAGUUUUAACUAAAAAUAAUUUGAAAACUGCAUACUUAAUAAACUAUUAUACAGCCUUUGUUUGCAACUUUGAGAUUAAACUAUUAUUGUGUUGUGGUAGGUAAUGAACAAUCUGUAUAAAUACAAAUUCGAGAUUAUUUUUGUGUUCUAUUUACUUUUAUGUACAUGUAUUUGUUACAUUCUUUACAAAUGCAUGCUCAUGCUCGCAUAUUUGACUUUGUGGAAACACCUACUUAGGUGCUUGUUACUUUGCUUGCUGUUUUAAUUACUUUUAGUUUGUAUAUUUCGAGGGUUUAUUGUUUGCUCAAUUUUGUAUGUGAAUAAAUUGCAAACAAAUAUGUAAUUAUUUACAAAUGAUACAUGACAAAGAGGGUACAAUUUGUCCAAUAAUUUAUUUGGGUCAUAAAAAGGACACCAUACAAACAUAGGUGCUUAAUUGUUUGCAUUUAUUUCUCAGUAUUGCUGGUUAUUUUCCAACGCUCUCCUCUGUAUAAACGUUUUGAGCGAUUCUCUGGGGAUUAUUUACAGUUGAUUGGUCUUAUAUUUCAGCUGUUAGCAAAUACACAUCUUUGUCUGUGCAAAUGUUUUGAAAGUACAUUUUAAAGGGGCCUUUUCAUGUAAAUUGACAAAACUAUUUACAGUAUAAAAUAUAAACUUACAUUAUGUAUAAAAUACAUCACUGAUUGUAUGAGCACGGAUGGCAGAGUGGUCUAAGCAUUAGACUUUUACUCCAGGGGUCAGUUGUUCGAACUCAGUUCUUUCUUUAAUUUUAUUUUUGUGUUUUACUGGGGCAUUUUAGAUCCAAUGUUUUUUAUUUAUCAAUAUAAAGCAUUUAUUGACAAACUUAAAUUCAUGCCAAAUUCUGUAAAAAGGUGCCUUUCAGCUGAAUGGAAAAUGUUGAUCUUUAUUAUUUUUUCUCACAUUUACAACACACGUUAUAAGAAUGCCUAUUCUAACUUUUGUUUAUUGUAGAUAACACUUAUAUUCAGAUUUAUGUUUGUUAUGUUUACAACAUUUAUUUAGCUUUCGUGAUUUUUUCAUGUUUUCUACCAUGGUAACUAAAGGUUGUGUUAUUGAUGAUUUACAUUACGUUACUUUUUAGUUUUAUUUCUAUUGAAUUGUUCUGGUUAGGGAUACUAUAUUUUGUAUAAAUAGCAGUUUAUUACGGUAUAAAAUAAAAUGGUGCAUCUGCUU